GAACGUGAGUAUAAGAAGUACUCAUCUCCACCAGCCCCAAUUGGGAAGAAGAAAAGAAGAAAGAACCGAAGUGAAUUGGUCCUGGCUGGAGCGGCGGCCUCUACUUGAUCCGGAAUCCAUUGAUUUUUUGUAAGUUUCCGCUUUCUUCGUGAUCCGUACGGGAGUUCGCUUCGUGAUUUUUCGUUGUUGACGAAGCUAUGAUCUGCGAUUUUUAGAUUGAAAAGGAAAGAAUUCAAAGGAAGUAAAGGAAUCAUUUCAGAAAAAUUUAGACAUGUCUGCUCUGUUCAAUUUCCAUUCAUUUUUAACGGUCGUGCUGCUGGGAAUUUGUACUUGCACUUACCUAAAGAUGCAUUUUCCAGCAAUCCUUGAGCAGAGAACAGGGUUUCGUGGUUUCUUUUGGAAGGCAGCAAGAAUAGGUGAGCGGUUGAGCCCCUGGAUGGCUGUAGGAUGCUUUACGAUGGGCGUGUCAAUAAUCUUUUUUUGAGUUCAAACAUCCUGUGACUCUUGUCCACAUAUUCAGAAGUUGAAAGCAUGAAUCGAAGAGAAGUGCUAUGAGGUGUGAACUUUUAUAUUAAAGUUGGUUUACCUGCGUAAGAUAAAGAAAUUACCAAAAAGAAGAAGAAAAUUUAUUGUACCAAUUUUCCAAUUUUCACUCUACUAGUAAUAUGUUUGAAUGUGUAAUCUUAAGCUGUGCAGUUUGCUUGUGUUUCUUGCUGUAGCUGUUGUAUUUGUCUGGCUGCCUGCAACUGAGUUUCAAUUUCAUCCUCUUAAUAAAUUUUUAUUAAUUCAAA
Molecule: messenger RNA, 791 nt
Organism: Tripterygium wilfordii
Lineage: Eukaryota; Viridiplantae; Streptophyta; Magnoliopsida; Celastrales; Celastraceae
Product: protein kish-like
Exons: 6
Coding region: 272-484 (70 amino acids)
Biological process (GO): intracellular transport; protein secretion
Source: RefSeq, a predicted model, not a curated record